This is a messenger RNA of Aspergillus calidoustus, 627 nucleotides long. The record is from the annotation of a GenBank genome assembly. NCBI's taxonomy places the organism in Eukaryota, Fungi, Ascomycota, Eurotiomycetes, Eurotiales, Aspergillaceae.
AUGGCCGUCCCCGGAAUCGUCAUCCGCCUCAGCGACACACUCGCAACCAGCGCCCCCUCCUUGCCCAACACAGAGGCAGCCUACAUCCUCAGCGCAGGUGAUUCUGAGACACCCAAAAAUGCCACAAUCUAUUUCCUCAGCGACACCGCCCCCGUCACCGCGUCUGCAAGUCUCUACGAAUCCGAUACUGCUAACACCCCAACACCACCUUCCUGGAUCGUCUGCAAGUUCAUCAACGGCCGCGAUGCCAGCAAUCCGGGUGGUGCACCACAAACCAACCCUCACCGACUCCCAACACACCCUGCACACGGCUCAACCAUCGUCGUAAACGGAUCCACGCCUCGCCCAGAUAAGGAAGCCGACUACCACGCCUGGUACGACCAAGAACACGGCGGCAAACUGGCUUUGGUACCAGGAUGGAAUGCAAUGAGACGCUAUGCGCUCGUGAAGGUGUACGGCGACGUCGAGACGGCGAACUUUUACGGUGUCAACUUCUACGACGAGGUGAACGGGCUCGGGGGUCCGGAGUGGAAGGCCGGUGUUACAGAGUGGACAUUGAAGAUCAGGGAUAAUGCGGCGAAGCCGAAUAUUAGGAGGGUCUGGAGAAUUGAGGGGGUGAUCGAGUAG